AUGAGCGAUCGCCUUCCUGGACGAUCGCCGCUUCCCCCUUCAGUGAUCCUUGAAGCUCACGGUCUCGCUUAUGAGGUUGAGAGCACUUUUACCGGAGAGUUGCGGCUGCCGGCCUCCUACAGGGGCCGAGGGGAGGGGAGGAGGAAACAGAAAGAAACAGGGGCUACAGCAGGUAUACCUCCUUGCUGGGUGCCCUUGAAGCUCGACAGAGAUCUUCCAGGAUCAGCAAGCACCGCCGCCGACACUCGACGCUUGCAGCUCACCGUCCCGCUAGUACGCGCCCUAACUAAUUCCUUUCGAGGGGACGAGCAUGGAGGUUUGGUCGCUGCAUUUAUGAUGGAGAUAGAUUUCUCCCUUAAUGAAGAGUUAGAGCACAUGGAUGACGAGAUCAAUGUCAACGCGUUUGAAACGGAGUUAUCUGGGCCAGAAACAUAUUGCAAUGAUCCAAUUGCUCGUAGCUUUUUUAAUAUUAUUGUCUGUAAUGAGGAAGAGGCUUACAAACAUUAUUGUGCUUAUGCAUAUUAUGUUGGUUUCACUGUACGCAAGGACCGCACAACUUAUUGGGCAAAAUCCAAACAAAUUAAGUCGAAGGAUUAUAUUUGUGGAAAAUCAGGUCAUAAAAGAGAAUCGCAGCUAGCCACUACUGUGAAGUAUAGAAAAGCGGAUACAAGGACUAGUUGUCAAGUAAUGGUUCGCCAUGCUAUUGAUCUUGAUGGCAACUGGACCAUAAAGAAAUUUGUUGAAAGUCAUAACCACCCCUUGGCGGAAUCCGGUGACAAGCACCUUCUACGUUCCAAUCAGAGGAUUAGCGAGUUAAAUGCAAAUUUGUUGAGAUCAAUUACAGGUUCUGGGAAUAGAGCAGUGGAUGCAUUUAAUUUCCUUGCUAUAGAGGUUGGUGGAGUUAAAAACUUGGAGUGUACGAGGCAAGAUGCAUACAACUUCAUUCAAAUGGAUAAAAGAAGUAGAAUUGAACUGGGUGAUGUCAACUCUCUCUUACAAUUAUUCACGGAGUGCCAAAAUGAAGAUAACAUGUUUGCAUGGGAUUUUCAAAGUGAUGAGGAGGGCAGACUUACAAGCUUUUUCUGGAGUGAUGGGUCUUGCAGACUAGAUUAUGACUGUUUUGGAGAUGUCAUCAUUUUCGACACUAGCUACCAUUUGAAUAAGUAUAAUUUAUGUUGUGCUCCUUUCGUAUGGAUUAACCACCAUCGGCAAAAUGUUCUAUUCGGAGUUGGUUUUUUAUCUGAUGAGAUGAUAAAAUCCUUCAAGUGGUUAUUCAAAACCUUCAUUUGUAUAAUGGAUGAUAAGCAUCCAAUUACAAUGUUUACAGAUCGGGAUCAAGCGAUGACAAGAGUCAUUGCAUAUUGUUUUCCAUUCACAAGACAGAUUAUGUCAAUGACAUAUCUAUAA
Messenger RNA from Phalaenopsis equestris, 1407 nucleotides. Its product is annotated as protein FAR1-RELATED SEQUENCE 5-like. Lineage: Eukaryota; Viridiplantae; Streptophyta; Magnoliopsida; Asparagales; Orchidaceae. The transcript is spliced from 4 exons. The coding region runs from base 1 to 1407 and encodes 468 amino acids. The record is from RefSeq and is a predicted model, not a curated record.